Oncorhynchus masou masou (cherry salmon) is the source of this 3379-nucleotide messenger RNA. Its product is annotated as GTP-binding protein 1-like. The record is from RefSeq and is a predicted model, not a curated record. Gene Ontology annotation, molecular function: GTP binding; translation elongation factor activity; GTPase activity. The transcript is spliced from 14 exons. The coding region runs from base 279 to 2330 and encodes 683 amino acids. Gene Ontology annotation, biological process: translational elongation. NCBI's taxonomy places the organism in Eukaryota, Metazoa, Chordata, Actinopteri, Salmoniformes, Salmonidae.
UUAUGUUUUUUAAUUUACGUCACCGCAAUUUUCUGUUGCCACUUGGAGGAUUGUAAACAUAUAUUUUAAUGCUAGCUACACAGAAAGCAGAUAGCCAAAACGUACGAGAUCAUUUUUGUAAUCUACCUGUAUCAUACAAUUGCUUUGUUUCUCAGUUCUGUGUAAUAACUGCACAUAUAUCAGCUGUUUAGUGGUCUGAAGCUAGCUAGCUGUCAUAAUAAUCAACACAAGAGACAGCAAGAAGACAAUAUAGCAAUCGUUACUGCAAAGCCGACAUAAUGGCAUCGUUGGCUGCACACGAGCCGAAUAUAACCCCAAAUUCCAUACCAGUCCUCGCAGACGCUCUGAUGCCCGCGAGCAUUUUCGCUCCGGAUGGAGGAGGUUGUGGAGAUCAUGACGCCGGGGAAGAGUGCCUCGAGGACGGCGACCUCUUCAACGGCGAGACCGGGGAUCUCGGUAUUGACUUCACUAGCAAGUUGGCCCUGGUCAGCCCUAAUGGAGAGCAGUAUGACUCGUUACUACGACAACUCCGGGAGAGGAUGGACGAGGGUUGUGGGGAGACCAUCUACGUAGUUGGGAUGGGCUCAGACGGAGGUGACUAUGGUCUGGAUGAGGGAGACAUGGAGGCGUCUGUAGCCACAGUUCAGUCCCUGUGUGAGCAGACCGAGUCAGAGCUGAUCCUGCUGAGGGAGCGUAUCGAAGCUGGGGGGCAGGUACGCGACUACCUCAUCCGCCGACGCGUGGGUGAUCAAGACUUCUUGGAGGUCAGGGUAGCGGUGGUGGGUAACGUGGAUGCAGGUAAGAGCACCCUGCUGGGGGUGUUGACCCACGGGGAACUGGACAACGGCAGGGGGUUCGCCCGCCAGAAACUCUUCAGACACAAACACGAGAUGGAGAGCGGCAGGACCAGCAGUGUGGGGAACGACAUCCUGGGCUUCGACCAGAAGGGACAGGUGGUGAAUAAGCCAGACAGCCAUGGUGGCAGUCUAGACUGGACUAAGAUCUGUGAGAGGUCCUCUAAGGUCAUCACCUUCAUAGACCUAGCUGGACAUGAGAAGUAUCUCAAGACCACAGUGUUUGGAAUGACUGGACACCUGCCUGACUUCUGCAUGCUCAUGGUGGGCAGUAAUGCAGGUAUCGUAGGGAUGACUAAGGAGCAUCUAGGUCUGGCCCUGGCCCUCAAUGUGCCUGUGUUCGUAGUGGUCACCAAGAUAGACAUGUGUCCUGCCAACAUCCUACAAGAGACGUUAAAGCUGCUCCAGAGGUUACUAAAGUCCCCAGGCUGCAGAAAGAUCCCUGUUCUGGUCCAAAACAAAGAUGACGUCAUCGUCACAGCCUCCAACUUCAGCUCUGAGAGGAUGUGUCCAAUCUUCCAGAUCUCCAAUGUGACAGGAGAGAACAUGGACCUGCUGAAGAUGUUCCUCAACCUGCUGUCUUCUAAAACCUCCUUCAGAGAAGACGAACCUGCAGAGUUCCAGAUAGAUGACACCUACUCAGUACCGGGUGUAGGCACUGUCGUUUCAGGGACUACUUUACGUGGAUUGAUACGUCUGAAUGACACAAUGUUGUUAGGCCCAGACCCACUGGGCAGUUUCCUCCCCAUUGCAGUCAAAUCUAUCCACAGGAAGAGGAUGCCAGUCAAGGAGGUGAGAGGUGGACAGACUGCCUCCUUUGCCCUCAAAAAGAUCAAGCGUUCAUCCAUAAGGAAAGGCAUGGUGAUGGUGUCCCCCAGGUUAAACCCACAGGCAUCAUGGGAAUUUAUGGCUGAGAUUCUGGUUCUGCACCACCCAACUACGAUAUCACCCCGCUACCAGGCCAUGGUGCACUGUGGCAGCAUCAGGCAGACAGCCACUAUCCUGACCAUGAACAGAGACUGUCUACGAACAGGGGACAAGGCAUCGGUCCACUUCCGCUUCAUCAAGACCCCCGAGUACCUCCACACAGACCAGAGACUGGUGUUCAGAGAGGGACGCACCAAGGCUGUGGGCACCAUCACCAAGCUGCUGCAGUCGACCAAUAAUCUGCCGUCAAACUUCAAACCCCCGCAAAUCAAAAUGCAGUCUACGAAAAAAGCCCCGUACCGCAGAGAGGAUGGAACCACGCCUGCCAAUGAGGACGAAGCGAGCACAGCCAGACCAGACAGUCCGCACCAAUCACAACAACUGACAGAGGGGGAGGAUGACCCUCAGAGUAAUGAGGGAAACAAAGAGGGCAAGACAAAGUCAGGAGGAGGGAGCAGGAGACGAGGAGGACAGAGACAUAAAGGCAAAUCAAACCAGAGCAGCUCCACCACAGCAGCCCCGUCAUCAGCAGGCACAGGAGGUUCCUAAACUACACCCCUCUCAGCCCCCAAACUACAGUACUUCCUCCAUCCACCUGUUUCAGCAGACAACUAACCCCCCUUCCCAAAAACUACUCCACUACAAACCCCCAUUGAAAAAAUGGGGUCAUAAAAUGUCCCUUUCCCAAACUCUCUCCCUCUAUACCACCCUGCUAUCUAUCGCCUUAUCAAGUGUCUUUAUCACUCACACCAGAGAAAGUCUCGGUGAAAAGCAGCUCCCAGCUCUGUGCUUGUAGAUGGUUACCUCUGCCUCCUCACUCUCCUCAUCUUAUCUCCGAUUAGUUUAGAAAGCAUCCUUAUAUUUACAGUAUAUGAACCUGAUAUGCCUUCUUUCAUUGGGUCUACGGUGAGAAUCACUGUAAUACUGUGUAUAGUUAAUCAUGGGCCCGAAGCCACAUGGGCAGCUAUUCCCUUACAGUAGAGUAACCCAGCUCCAUGCACUAUAGCUCAUUGUUUCACUGUUUAGCAGGCAUACUAGUUUCUCUCAUUUCCUAUUUACCACUAGAAUCCCCCAAUAUGACACAAUGAAGCAUGUUUUCUAUUUAAUUUUAUACUAAAAUGUGAAGAUUAAUGAAAGGAAGUAAGGUCACAACUGACAUAGUGAAUGGUACAUUUUAGUGGGCCUUCAUUAUGAGUGAAAUAUUGUAGAUAAGAUGUUUAAUUUGCCAUUUAUGACCAAAAGGAAAGCAAGGGUUUGUCUGACAAUCAUCACACCCUUUCUCAAGUCCAUCCUCCAUGGCCCGGAAAGGGAUAGUGUUGGUGGGCAAAAAGGAAAAAUAUCCUCUCCUCCUCGAUAGCCACCUUUCAUGGAGGACAGUCAUGUGUAUCCUCUCCUCCUCGAUAGCCACCUUUCAUGGAGGACAGUCAUGUGUAUCCACUCCUCCUCGAUAGCCACCUUUCAUGGAGGACAGUCAUGUGUAUCCUCUCCUCGAUAGCCACCUUUCAUGGAGGACAGUCAUGUGUAUCCUCUCCUCCGAUAGACACCUUUCAUGGAGGACAGUCAUGUGUAUCCUCUCCUCCUCCUCGAUAGCCACCUUU